This is a messenger RNA of Amorphotheca resinae ATCC 22711, 2577 nucleotides long. RefSeq lists its product as hypothetical. Gene Ontology annotation, molecular function: zinc ion binding; DNA-binding transcription factor activity, RNA polymerase II-specific. Gene Ontology annotation, biological process: regulation of DNA-templated transcription. The transcript is spliced from 9 exons. NCBI's taxonomy places the organism in Eukaryota, Fungi, Ascomycota, Leotiomycetes, Helotiales, Amorphothecaceae. The record is from RefSeq and is a predicted model, not a curated record. The coding region runs from base 64 to 2526 and encodes 820 amino acids.
GUGAAUAUAGGAAUUUCCUCAUAUCGAACUUAGAUCGGCCGUCGAGCACUGCUCGAAGUCACGAUGUCGAGGCGACCGCAGACCUGCGCAGACUGUGCGAGGAGGAAGAUAAAGUGCGAUAAGGUCAUCCCGUGCAAUAACUGUACCAAGAGGGGCGCCGCGCACCUCUGUCGAAGGGCCGAUGUGUCGCAGUCCAUCGCGAGAAACACGCCCGGUCUAUCGUCACCACCUGGCAUCUCUGGCUCGCCUGGUUUUCCGAACCCUUUGGUGUCUAGAAGGGCUGCUCCAGAGGUUGAGUCUCCCAUAAAUGAGAGAAUACUAGAGCUGGUGACCACUCUCUCAGAAAGGGUUCAACGUCUGGAAGCAGGACUGGAUCGCUUGGAACCGCGAAAGCGUCCGGCGACAAACGAAGCUGUGGAUAAUCAGGAAGGCUUCCAUUCAACUUCAUCAGUGAGACCGGUGAAACAAGCCAGAUUCACUGAGGGAUUUUCAGGCAUUCAAAGUGAUGAUGCUAUUCACCCGGAAAACGAUGGCAGCUCAGGGCAGAACUCAUCCGAUGCAGAGGCCGAAGAUGCGGCCACGGUACUUGAGUUUCUGGCCUGGGGACGAUUGAAGGACAGCAACCUUACAAGCGGUGUGAGAGACUCAGCUGGUACUCACGAUUCAAUCACAUACCCCGAUAAGGAUAUUAUUCAAACCACACAGGCAUGGGGCACUUCACCGUCUUCCGUGUCUGGAGGGCAUCUCAUUAUGGAACCCCUACAGAUAUCGCAAAUCCAGGAGAUGUUGCCUAGCCAAGCACAAGUUAUAAUGCUAUUUGAAUAUCAUGCUAAUUGGCUUUUGUUCAUGCAUUGCUCAUUUCACGUUCAAUCUUUCAGGCGAGAACUUGACCAGUUUUAUUCCAAUGACAAGGGGGUCAUCAGUGUGACUAGUGUUGGUCUACAAUGGACAGCCCUUCUCUUCGCUAUCAUAUGCGGAAGUAUGACUUGUGCAAAAUCAGCGGAAGUUGUCAGAUGGGGUUUCCACCAGGAUGACCAAGGUAUGCUGGCAAAGCAGUGGUACCAAUGCUCCAUCGAGUGUCUCAACAAUGCAAGGUAUCAGCAAAAUCACAGUUUGUACAGUGUGCAGACCAUUGCAAGCUCGACUAUUUGCGCCCAUAUACUCGGGUUCUCCAACUCACAGAGUGUUUUAUUAGCCUCUGCAGUCCGCAUAGCGCAGGCGCUUGGACUUCACAGGUUAACAAGAACCAAAAGAGGAUCCUAUGAGUCCGACGGCGAAAAUUCUUCGGAUGUGGUACAAAAGGAAUUAGGUCGAAGAAUCUGGCAUCAACUGGCAGUGCAAGACUGGUUCUCCGUGCCGUUUUCCGAAACAUACUGUGUUAAUCCGCUGCAUUUCACAACAAAAUUGCCUCUGAAUUGCGACGAAGACACGAUGGAACCGAUUCCUCUUUCUAAGCCGUCAGUCACGUCCUACGGAAAUUUCUUGUUCAAAAUCGCCGCUCUUAUGCCCGUUUUGCAAGAUCGAUCCUCGCAAGCCCCGACGCUCAAUGCGAAAUAUGAACAGGUCCUCCACUGUGAUAAGUUGAUGCGAGAACUGGUUUUGACUCAGUUGCCACCUUGCUUAAAUAGUCAAACCCCUCUUGAUCCUUCUUGGCCACCUUGGGUGUCGGUUGCUCGACGUUGCCUUACCAUUACCUCCGCCCAUAAAAUUAUCAUGAUUCAUCGGCGAUUUCUUGGAUUUAGUUUCCAUGAUAAAAGAUUUGAGUUUACUCGGAGAACGUGUCUGGCUGCCGCGAAAACUAUCAUCAAUGAAUUGGGAGAGCUAGAGGGACUUCCUGCUGAGGCGCCAACACUAUGGACCACGCAAGCAUUUAGCGUUGCUUCCGCUAUCAUACUGUCUUUGGAUAAUUUUAACCGCCAUCAGUCGGGUCGAGAAUAUGCAGAACACAGACAGCUAGUUCGUCAAACCAUCGAAGCUCUCUCAGAAAGUGUUUCAGUCAGCUCCAUUGCAUCUCGGGGGAUUCGCCUCCUCGAGGAAUUGCUAGCGGAGGAGCAGAAAGUACAUUCUCAACCACCAGAUACCAGCCAUCAGAAAGGGAAGCACAGGCAAAACGAUAAUAGCAACAUCUCAAAGUCGAACGAGAGAAGUCUCAACGUUGCCGCUUUUGUCAGGAAGUUUUGCCAGAGUGACCGUCCUCCACCUGGCAAUUCACCGAUAGCUUUAUCACACAUGCCUCUCUGGCUUCAGCAAGAGAACUCAUCCCAACCCCAUUCGGCACACCAGCAAAUGAACGAAGACCGUUAUAUAGCGAACCGAGAAAGUAGUCUUUACACCGAUUUUCAUCCGAACGCAGUCCAACCGUCCUAUGACAUGCUUGAUCCUGGAUACCAAAUGCCUUCAACCGGUCGCCGGCCGCCUGAAGGUUUUGCUCAUGUUUAUGGCCAAAAUAUUGGCGAACCUUUCGAUAUUCGGACCGUCACUUGGUUUGACGAUCUGUUGGGACUGGCACCUUCACAUUCGAUUUAAAAUUCCAUUGCUUCACAAUUUGUCUACACAACCAUAUGAAGAAAGUUUUGC